CACAAAGAACAGUGUAUGAAACUCCGCCCUUGUGCCUGCGUUGUCCGACUUGUUUCAAGAUCCCAAAGCGGUUUCUAGGUCCGGGUGGAGGGUCACAGCAGGCGCUCCUACACGUGUUAACACUGGGAAACUCGGCUUGAAAGAAAGGAUCGCCACCAUUCAUGAAAUUAACUGUAACUUGUUUAAACUGUGCAAGCUUUGUGCGUAAGUUCGGCUGCUGAGCAAACUUCAACUCGGGGGAGGAAAUGAAUUUAUGGACCCGGCCGUUCCACAGAAAGUGGGAGUUGUAGAGCCGUCACUACUUGCUUAUUAACUAUUCAGAUACACAUACUGAAAGACAUGUUUAGAUUUACUUCUCCUUUUAGCUGACAACAUGAAGUUGUAGGCCUGUCUGUCGUUAACGUGACGCGCUGGAUGUUCACCCAUGAAACAGGGCGACUUUCAACCACUUUCAGUUCAGUUUGCAGUGGUCUAACCCACACUAGUUGAGUGAAAGCUUCAUACUCCAUGAGUAUAUUGAGGAGAUUCGUUUAAUAUGAGCGAGAAACAAGGGCUAGGAGAUACUAAACUAAACGAGGAUCAAACCAAGACGGACUUGGAGAACCAUGUCAAGCCGGAGGCGGGUGACGCGGUGCAGCGCGCCGACGGGCAGAGUCAGCUGGACGGUCAUGAAGCACCACGACCCACCCGUCUGUACAAGCGGCGGUGGAUGAUUGUCCUCCUGUUCAGCUCGUAUUCACUGUGCAACUCCUUCCAAUGGAUACAGUACGGCAUCAUCAACAACAUUUUCAUGAAGUUCUACAACGUGGACGCCUUCACCAUAGACUGGAUGUCUAUGAUCUACAUGCUGACAUACAUUCCCUUCAUCUUCCCGGUGACCUGGCUGCUGGACAAGAAGGGGCUCCGGGUCAUCGCGCUGGUGGCCACUGCGCUCAACUGUGCGGGGACGUGGAUCAAAGUGGCCAGCGUCAGACCCAACCUGUUCCCCGUCACCUUUCUGGGGCAGUUCUGCUGCUCGUUCGCGCAGGUGUUCAUCCUCGGGAUGCCGUCGAGAAUUGCGUCAGUGUGGUUCGGUUCGGAGGAGGUGUCCACCGCCUGCUCCAUCGGAGUCUUCGGGAAUCAGCUGGGUAUUGCCAUUGGUUUCCUGGUGCCUCCGAUCCUGGUGCCCAAUGUGGAUGACAUGGACGAGCUGGCUCACCACAUCAGCAUUAUGUUCUACAUCACCGCAGGAGUGGCUACCUUACUCUUUAUCCUCGUUGUCUUCGUCUUCCAGGAGCGUCCUAAACUUCCUCCGACUCAGGCCCAGGCCACAGCUCGUACCAUCCCACCAGAGCAGUACUCCUACACAGCCUCCAUCCUCAGGCUGCUCCGCAACAGGCCCUUCAUCCUCCUCAUCAUCACUUAUGGUCUGAACGUUGGUUGUUUCUAUGCUCUCGGCACCCUGCUGAACCGGAUGAUCAUCGACCAUUACCCUGGAGAAGAGGUGAAUGCUGGGAGGAUUGGCCUCACCAUAGUCAUUGCGGGGAUGGUCGGCUCCCUGAUCUGCGGCAUUUGGUUGGACAAAACUAAAACCUACAAGCAGACAACCCUCGCAGUCUACUUCAUGUCUCUGGUGGGGAUGAUAGUCUAUGCUGCUACACUAAGUCUGGGACACCUCUGGGUGGUCUUCAUCACCGCUGGAUCUCUUGGAUUCUUCAUGACAGGUUACCUGCCGCUGGGCUUUGAGUUUGCGGUCGAGCUGACGUACCCAGAGUCCGAGGGAACCUCCUCCGGACUCCUCAACUGUUCAGCACAGGUGUUUGGCAUCAUAUUCACCAUUUGCCAGGGUAAGAUCAUCGACCACUUUGGCACACUGGCAGGAAACAUCUUCCUCUGUGUCUUUCUUCUAAUCGGCACAAUAAUGACAGGCCUAAUAAAGGCUGAUCUGCGAAGACAAAAUGCAAACAUGUUGGCCAAAGCAGCAGCGGAGGGGCAGAUGUCGGGACAAGACUACGGAGCCACGGCACUAAUCUCCCAGCCGCAGACUCCUCCUUAUCAAGCCUGAUCAAUAAACCUUUCUGCUUCCACAAUGAAAUCUGCUCAAAUCUUAGCUCGAGACACAAAUGCACAAAGGGACCGUCUGACAGCCCGAGUGGGAACCUGGCUGAAACUUCUAUCAUCAGUGAAGCCAAGUUUUAGACGCGCACACACUAACAUACAAGCCUUGAAAAUGAUCUCCUUUCUGUUACAGUGUAACAUACUGAGAUAGAACAACACAAUCAGGAAGUCUUUAGACCCACUUCCCUUCUAAGAAGAGCUAGAUAUAGUGUUGUAUUAACUAUUUAUAAAAAGAAAUACGCUAAAAUGCUGAAUUAAAUCUGAUAUUGAAUGCAUAAUGUUGAGCAUAAACAUUCACUGUUGAGAAAUAUUUUUUUAUAUUUAAGUGUAAAUUUAAGACUUAAAGAGACAAAAAAUCUGAAAUGUUUACCUGUCAGUAUUUUAAGUGUACAGUUGAUUGUGUACAGUACAAAUAGGUACAUUUGGCACAAUGAAUUUAUGCUAAUUUUGUUAUUGCAUACAACAGUUAAUCAUGUAAAAACACUGCAUUGUUUUGAGUGAUUUUGGUAGAAUAUCUUUGACAUUGAAAUAAUUCAUACAGCAGCAUAUUAAAGAGUCUCUAAUCCAUGGCAGUCCACAGUAAGGGAUUACAUACAGUUGUGUGAUAGUAUGUGUAAUACUGUUCAUGUUUACUUAUUUAACAUGAAAUAAAACUAUUUUAUGAAGUUU
Messenger RNA from Dicentrarchus labrax (European seabass), 2766 nucleotides. It is a transcript of the gene flvcr2b, whose product is annotated as FLVCR heme transporter 2b. The transcript has 11 exons. Gene Ontology annotation, biological process: heme export; transmembrane transport. Gene Ontology annotation, cellular component: membrane. Bases 536 to 2044 code for a protein of 502 amino acids. Gene Ontology annotation, molecular function: heme binding; heme transmembrane transporter activity. The record is from RefSeq and is a predicted model, not a curated record. NCBI's taxonomy places the organism in Eukaryota, Metazoa, Chordata, Actinopteri, Moronidae.